This is a messenger RNA of Punica granatum (pomegranate), 1533 nucleotides long. NCBI's taxonomy places the organism in Eukaryota, Viridiplantae, Streptophyta, Magnoliopsida, Myrtales, Lythraceae. The record is from RefSeq and is a predicted model, not a curated record.
CCUCAUUUCCUCUCCUCCUCCGUCUUUCCGUUGGUCUCCGUUCCUGACGCUGACCUGAAUCCGCCAUAGUCGUCCCUCCCGAUUCUGCCGCUAAGUCUCUCACAUAGGGCAGGCAGAGGUUUGACUUGACUCAGAAAAUGGAAGAACGAGCAACGACGUUGACCUCCAAUUCUGCCGCUAAGUCUCUGCAAAGGCAUUACUCUUACAGUAGAAAGCAGAAAUCCCUCGGCCUUCUCUGCACCAACUUCUUGAGCCUUUACGACCGAGAAGGCAUCGAAUCAAUCUGCCUGGAUGAUGCCACGUCAAAGCUAGGUGUUGAGAGGCGGCGCAUUUAUGACAUUGUCAAUGUGCUGGAGAGCAUCGGGAUGCUUGCUAGGACGGCAAAGAAUAAGUACGCCUGGAAGGGUUUCGGAGGAAUUCCGAGGGCCUUGGAGGAGCUAAUGGCGGAGGAAGGGCCAACGAAGGGGUCUCUCAAUGGGUCUGUUGACGGGAGUUGUGUGAAAGAAUUAGAAGAUGACGACGACGACGAAAGUUUAUCCAAUCCCAACACGGGAAGCCAAAAUGACAAGUCUGAUGCUUCCAUGCCCAGUGUUUCUGCAUCAUCUAGAGCUGAUAGUAGAAGAGAGAAAUCACUGGGGCUCCUAACCAAGAACUUUGUUAAGCUUUUUGUCUGCACUGACGUGAACAUGCACUCUCUUGAUGAAGCCGCGUCACUACUGCUGGGGGAUGGCCGCAAUUCUGCAAUAUUGAAAACAAAAGUUAGAAGGCUAUACGAUAUUGCUAACGUGUUAUCGUCCAUGAACCUUAUUGAGAAGACCCAUACUUCCGACACCAGAAAGCCUGCCUUCAGGUGGUUGGGGCCGAAACCAAAAUCUGAUGUCGGAACUGCUAGUGUUCUGGAGAUCAAGGACCCUAAGAAGAGAAUGUUUGGGACUGAUAUAACAAACACCAUUCAUGACGGAAGUAAGGGGAGUUCCUCAGUUAAGAGGGAUUCAAAUUGCAUGGCAAAGGUGCAAAAACUAUAUAAGCAGGAGAGUUUGGUCGGUGAGUCUAAUGGAAGCAAGUUGAAGGAAUCAAGACAGAUUCAACAUUACCAGUUUGGUCCCUUUGCGCCCGUUGAUGCAUCCAAGGGUGAUGCCCCUGAGAGUAGGAAAGUUAAGCAGCCACAAGAUUGGGAUAGUUUUGCAUCCAAGUUUCGUCCACAUUAUCAAAAUCAAGCCUUGAGAGACCUCUUCUCUCAUUACAUAGAAGCAUGGAACACUUGGUUCUAUGAGGUUGCGGAGAAGAAGCCGACGGGAAGUUGAGAAUGAUCUAGUAAAUGCUUGUACAACCGCAGUAUAUACUAGACAUACUACCGGUCCGACCUAAGCUUUCGAUGCACAAUCUCUAUGCAUCAAUAUUAUGCCUGUGUAGGUUAUUCAACAGAACUUUUUCUUUUUGCUGCAAAUUUGCAUGAGAAAGCCGAGUUAAGGCAGCAGAACAAAGUAUAAUUGUUUUCAUCAUAUUCGGCAUGGUGUUUAUAUCUUUUCUGUA